CUCCCGACGCGUCCGUCGCCGCGUAGACGUUGGGGGCGGGGCCGUGCUGUGCGCUGUGACUGGUGGCGGCCCCGGCGGCAGCUGCCGGCGUAAUAGGGCGGUCGACGGCUUAGAUAAGUUCCGUGGAGGCGGCAGUGGCGCCGACUACGUGUUGGGCGGCGGGAGCGGGCCCGGAACUUGGCGCUCAGCAUGCCGACGGUGGAGGAGCUGUACCGCAACUACGGCAUCCUCGCCGAUGCCACGGAGCAAGUGGGCCAGCAUAAAGAUGCCUACCAAGUGAUACUGGAUGGCGUGAAAGGCGGCACCAAGGAGAAGCGAUUAGCAGCUCAGUUUAUUCCAAAAUUCUUUAAGCAUUUUCCAGAACUGGCUGAUUCUGCAAUCAAUGCACAGUUAGACCUCUGUGAGGAUGAAGAUGUGUCAAUACGACGCCAAGCAAUUAAAGAGCUGCCUCAGUUUGCAACAGGAGAAAAUCUUCCAAGAGUAGCAGAUAUACUGACCCAGCUUCUGCAGACAGAUGACUCUGCAGAAUUUAAUUUGGUGAACAAUGCUCUACUAAGUAUAUUUAAGAUGGAUGCAAAAGGAACGUUAGGUGGCUUAUUUAGCCAGAUUCUUCAAGGAGAAGACAUUGUUAGAGAAAGAGCAAUUAAAUUCCUGUCCACAAAACUCAAGACGCUCCCAGAUGAAGUGUUAACUAAGGAAGUUGAGGAACUCAUACUCACUGAAUCCAAAAAGGUCCUGGAAGAUGUGACUGGUGAAGAAUUUGUUCUGUUCAUGAAGAUACUGUCUGGGUUAAAAAGCUUACAGACAGUGAGUGGAAGACAGCAGCUAGUAGAGCUGGUGGCGGAGCAGGCUGACCUGGAGCAGACCUUCAGCCCCGCAGACCCUGACUGUGUGGACAGGCUCCUGCAGUGCACACGGCAGGCCGUGCCUCUCUUCUCUAAAAAUGUCCAUUCUACAAGGUUUGUGACAUAUUUCUGUGAGCAAGUUCUCCCUAAUCUCAGUACCCUGACUACCCCAGUGGAGGGUCUUGAUAUACAGUUGGAGGUAUUAAAAUUGUUGGCAGAGAUGAGUUCAUUUUGUGGUGACAUGGAAAAACUAGAAACAAAUUUAAGAAAACUCUUUGAUAAGUUACUGGAGUAUAUGCCUCUCCCUCCAGAAGAAGCAGAAAAUGGAGAGAACGCUGGUAAUGAAGAGCCCAAGCUGCAGUUUAGUUAUGUGGAAUGUUUAUUGUACAGUUUUCACCAGUUGGGCCGAAAACUUCCAGAUUUCUUAACAGCCAAAUUGAAUGCAGAAAAGCUCAAAGAUUUCAAAAUCAGGUUGCAAUACUUUGCACGGGGCCUUCAGGUUUAUAUCAGACAACUCCGAUUGGCUCUCCAGGGUAAAACAGGCGAGGCCUUAAAAACCGAGGAGAACAAGAUAAAAGUUGUUGCAUUGAAAAUAACAAAUAAUAUCAAUGUUUUAAUCAAGGAUCUCUUCCACAUUCCUCCUUCUUAUAAGAGCACAGUAACAUUGUCCUGGAAACCUGUACAGAAAGUCGAGAUUGGGCAAAAGAGAGCCAGUGAAGAUACAAGUUCAGGUUCACCACCCAAGAAAUCUCCAGGAGGACCAAAAAGGGAUGCCCGACAGAUUUAUAAUCCUCCUAGUGGGAAAUACAGCAGCAAUUUGGGCAACUUUAAUUAUGGUGAGCGUUUUCGUUUGGGUACAAGCAGUCCAAGAGAUUAGGUAGAAAGUGAGCAGAGAGGAGCCUUCAGGGGAAGUAGAGGAGGCCGAGGCUGGGGAACACGAGGAAAUCGUAGUCGAGGAAGACUCUACUGAGUACGACAUCACAUUCUUCAGCAUUGUCAUGAGCUUAAUAUUCUUAAAUCUACUACUCAUUGGAUUGCCGGGGAUGUCCCUUUAAAAAAGACUGCUGCCUUCAGCUGAAAACUAAUGUUCUUUCUACCUUUGUAUGUAUGAUCUACUUUUGUAACAGACCAUGGUUGUGUCCAAGGUAAAACCACAACAAUAUUUUUGGAUGCUUUGUCUGCAGCCUUGACAUGUUUUCGCAAUAUCCUCAUUAUCAGACUUCAUCUUGUGAAUCUUGCUUUUAAACAUCUGGAUAAUUGUUAUUGAGAACUGAGUCUAAUGGAAAUUUCACUCUAGUUCAAGGUCUGGUAAAGUUCUUCACUUUUGAAAGGUUACUUAUUUUCCUCCCCAUUCUGUUAGUUUUUUGCCCAAUAUAUGGAGAAGAGUAAUAAUCAGUCUUAACCUUUUGCAUUCAUUGAUCUCUACUGAAGCUGCUAGGCACUGUUGUAGCAUUCAUUCCUACUAAGACUCAGAAGUUCAACACCAGCUUCUUACAGUGUACCAGUGACGUUAGGUUUUUAGGAGGCUGUAAGUGCUUUGCAUUGCUUCCUUCACUCUUCUCCAUUUUUGGGGAUACAGCUUUUGAACACAGGGUCUUAUUAUUUGAAUGGGAGUACAUGUGCAUAAUAUACAUACAAACAUAAGCAUAUGUUGUGUGUAUAUAUGCAUGCUAUGGAACUUGAGUGUACAACAAAUCAAUAUUUUAAAUUCUAGGAAUGGGUCAUCUGACAUAGUGAUUAUCCUUUUGAGGCUAAAUCCACUAUUGAUUUGGCAUCUAGGUUUUUACCCCAGUAGGGAGGAAUUUGAGUCAGUCAUACUUACAUCAUUAUUGUUUAAAACUAAAAACAAAGGCUGUUUUUCAGAGACAAAUGUGAAGACCCUUGUUGGUGAAAAACAGCCAGAUAUAGUGUACAUACAGGUUCCCACAGGAUGUGAUAGUGUAAUUUAGGAUUUGGAGACUUAAUAACCAGGGCUACCCAGGAAGUGACUUGAUGACAUAGUACCAUGAAAUAAGAUGCUCAGUUUGCUUUUGCCACUUUCAAAAUUUAACUUCUCAGGUUAUUAAUCAGAUUAUUGUAUAAGUUAGCCAGUAGUUUUUAGAUUAAAACAACAAAUGGGAGGUUUGUGGAGUGUCUCAUGUCGUGGGCAUUUUAGUAGUCCAGACCCUUUGUUCUUUAUUUGAAUGUUUAUAUAUUUUUGUUCCACAGUUAAUUUUCCUUCCCCAAGUUUGCUAUUCAAAUCAGAUAUUCAGAUGUCAUUGCUAGUAGGUUUGUUAAUUUUUUUUUGUUUUGGGUUUUUUUUUUUGUUUUGUUUGUUUUUUUGGUUUUUUGAGGUUUCAAUUCCUACACAGGUGUCUUCAUUACCAUUACUUCUACACUGGGAAAAAAGCAAAACCCCUUUAUGAGAAUUACUGCACAUAUUUAUGGAGAUAAUAUUUCUAGAAGUCUAGAAUAAUACAAGUGAGCACAAGAAGUUGGUCAGCUUGACUAAGGAGUGCUGGCAAUAAUCUCUGAACAUUCCACAAGACUGAGCUGAACCUAGGCUUCCUUGGAAUCUGAACAGACAUAGGAACAUGGAAUUGCCAAUUGAAAACUGUGACCAUCUAGUAUGGACCUCAGAGAUAGAUCAGCCACGGUCUAACGCCAUUUCGAGUACAAAAAUGAAUUGGACUACAGCAAUAUAAAUUUAGACAUAGUAUAAUUUUUCCUACUUCCUUGUCUGAGUGUAUUUGUAAACUCAGCAGAAAUAACUUGACCUCAUGUCUGAUGCAGAGCUCACUGCAUUCCUCCUCCUCCCUUUGCUGCUUUUCCCUUGCCUAGGCAAUAGUGCAUAACUUAGUUCUUUUUGCUUCAGAGAUUUGAAGAAAAUCUUCAUGCCAUAAAUACGUUUUUUUCUUCUGCAAGACACCUGUUUAUCCCCUUGUUUAAAUGUAAAUGUUUCCUUAUGCUUUUGAAAUAAAUUUCCUUUUGUAAUUUU
Messenger RNA from Peromyscus leucopus (white-footed mouse), 3822 nucleotides. It is a transcript of the gene Api5, whose product is annotated as apoptosis inhibitor 5. Lineage: Eukaryota; Metazoa; Chordata; Mammalia; Rodentia; Cricetidae. The transcript is spliced from 14 exons. The coding region runs from base 190 to 1722 and encodes 510 amino acids. Gene Ontology annotation, molecular function: RNA binding. Gene Ontology annotation, cellular component: nucleus. The record is from RefSeq and is a predicted model, not a curated record. Gene Ontology annotation, biological process: negative regulation of apoptotic process.